Messenger RNA from Nicotiana tabacum (common tobacco), 3006 nucleotides. RefSeq names its product chloride channel protein CLC-f. Gene Ontology annotation, biological process: transmembrane transport; chloride transport. Gene Ontology annotation, molecular function: chloride transmembrane transporter activity. Lineage: Eukaryota; Viridiplantae; Streptophyta; Magnoliopsida; Solanales; Solanaceae. The record is from RefSeq and is a predicted model, not a curated record. Gene Ontology annotation, cellular component: Golgi apparatus; membrane; chloroplast.
GUACCAAACUUUCUUGUUCGAUGAUUGGAAUAUUUGUGGGAUUAAACCGCAGUUUUCCACUUCCCGUCGUUAGUAGUCUAAAACCCGACUCUGAUAGCGACGGCGACAAGUUACCUACAGAGCCCCAAAAAUAUAGGAGUUCUCUAAACACCCAAUUCUUCGGAAUGCAUGCCGUGGAAUCGCAGGUAAUUCUCCUUUGAAAAAAUCGAGAAUAUGUCGGGAGGCGAGUACGAUCACAACGUUUUAUUACGUUCUACUUCAUCGGCGUCAGAAGGCGAUUUAGAAAGCCAGUCGCCGAGGAGAACGAAUACCAGAAGCUUUAAGGAUCUAUUAAAGCGGUUGGAUCGAGGUUUUUCGGGUCGGCGAUCAUGUGAUAUAAAGCGAUCAGAUAGGGACCAAAACUCGUCGUCUUCUCCUUCUUCUAAUCGCGGUGUUUCGGAUGAAAUUCUCGGCGAUAGUGCUCCGCCGGAAUGGGCGAUGUUGCUUGUUGGAUGUCUCCUUGGCCUUGCUACUGGCCUUUGUGUUGCCGCCUUUAACCGCGGGGUACACGUAAUACACGAGUGGGCGUGGGCUGGUACUCCUAACGAUGGUGCUGCUUGGCUUCGUUUGCAAAGACUAGCUGAUACUUGGCACCGGAUACUUUUAAUACCAGUUCUGGGUGGAGUCAUUGUUGGCAUGCUGCAUGGUCUGCUUGAAAUAUUGGACCAAAUAACACAGUCCAGUUCUUCUCAGGGACAAGGAUUUGAUUUGAUUGCUGGAAUCUUCCCUACAGUGAAGGCCAUUCAGGCUGCUAUAACUCUAGGUACUGGUUGUUCUUUGGGUCCUGAAGGCCCUAGUGUAGAUAUUGGGAAGUCAUGUGCCUAUGGAUGCUCAGUGAUGAUGGAAAACAACCGGGAAAGAAGAAUAGCUCUUAUUGCAGCUGGUGCAGCUGCUGGAAUUGCUUCAGGUUUCAAUGCAGCGGUAGCGGGUUCUUUCUUUGCGAUUGAAACAGUUUUAAGACCACUCCGUGCAGAAAAUUCACCCCCAUUUACAACUGCAAUGAUCAUAUUGGCUUCUGUUAUAUCAUCAACUGUAUCAAAUGCAGUACUUGGAGAGAAACAGGCUUUCACAGUGCCCACGUAUGAUAUGAAAUCUGCUGCUGAGCUUCCAUUGUAUCUGAUACUGGGGAUGCUGUGUGGAGUGGUAAGUGUGGCUUUCACUCGAUUGGUGUCCUGGUUCACCAAGGGGUUUCAGUUCCUCAAGGAAAAAUUUGGACUUUCUGAUGUUGUCUGCCCUGCCUUGGGGGGUUUAGGAGCUGGUGUAAUAGCUCUUAGAUAUCCUGGAAUUCUCUAUUGGGGUUUCACUAAUGUUGAUGAAAUCCUUCAUACUGGGAAGACUGCAUCUGCACCUGGAAUCGGAUUGCUAGCCCAAUUAGUUGCUGCUAAAGUCGUGGCCACUGCUUUGUGCAAAGGGUCUGGCCUUGUUGGUGGAUUGUAUGCACCAAGUUUAAUGAUAGGUGCUGCUGUAGGUGCUGUAUUUGGAGGGCUAGCUGGGGAACUUAUAAAUUCAGCUAUUCCAGGGAAUGCUGCUAUUGCUCAGCCACAGGCAUAUGCACUGGUGGGAAUGGCUGCUACACUAGCUUCCGUUUGCUCAGUGCCUUUGACUUCAGUGCUCUUAUUGUUUGAGUUGACAAAAGAUUAUAGAAUUUUGCUUCCUCUCAUGGGUGCUGUUGGACUGGCAAUAUGGGUGCCUUCUGUUACAGACCAGCCAAAGGAAACGGAUGUAUCAGAAGCGAAGUUUGCAUCAAAAGGAUACUCAAUUCUUUCACCAGUUGAGAAAAAUGAAGGGAAUGUUCCGAGGAAAUCUGGUGAGGGAAAUGACUUGGAACUAUUGGUGAUUGGGAGUCAUAAUAGUCGUGAAUCAUUUGAUGAAGGUCUCAUUCUGGAAGAUCUAAAGGUUUCUCAGGCCAUGUCAAAUGAUUAUUUGAAGGUCUCUCCGAGCCAAAAUGUGAAAGAAGCUUUAGAGUGCAUGCAUGACGGCCAACAGAGUUGCGUUAUUGUGGUUGGUGCUGAAGGUUAUUUGGAAGGAAUUCUAACAUAUGCUGACGUCAAAAGAAGUUUGUUUAAGAGCCAUGGGGAUUCUUCUAACAGUGAUUUAUCAGUCACGGAUCAGGCAAAUACUUGUCUUGUGUCCUCUAUAUGCACAAGAGGAAUAAGCUAUCGUGGCCAAGAUUGUGGACUCCUAACUUGUUAUCCUGAUACGGAUCUAGCAACUGCAAAGCAACUAAUGGAGGCCAAAGGAAUUAAGCAAUUGCCUGUGGUCAAACGUGGUGGAGAAUUCAGAAGAGAAAGAAAGCGCAGAAUUAUUGCUAUUCUGCGUUAUGAUUCAAUAGAGGAGUCAAUCAGGAGUGAAGUGAGUCGCCGAAAGUCGGUCUACCAGCAGAGUGAAGAAGAUAAUGACAAGCACAUUGUAACAAAUGGCCAUUAAUUGCUCAAGGCACUGAAUAUCAAUAGCAAGUUUCAACAAGAAAUCUUAUGUUUAGUUCUAUAGUUGAGCAUCAGUUGGUAUAUACAACUUUGCUGCACUCUUCUCUAGUCCGAGAAUGGAAGACAAGCUGCAACAAGAAAUUUACCACCUUAGUUGGACAUCAGCAGAUAUAUCAAAUUUACUGUAUAUUCCUAUUCUUUAACUUAUGCUGCGUGCAGAAAUUGAGGUUCCUUGUCAAGCUAGUGACCUGCUUGUUUCUGGAGCGGACACGCCGAACCAGGCUGCCUACAGAGCCCGUGCUUAAUAGCAUAAAUUUUCCUCAACAGUUUUGGUUGUAUUUGCUGAAAUCGGAAAGGCAGUGUACCCGUGUAAAUUUGACAUUUGACAUUUUGUAAAUGAAACUUAUACUUGAUAGUUCAGGAUAAAUUCAAAGCAAUAUCGCCAUUGACGAUUAUAUUAGCAAAUCGAAAGGCAGCAUAUUGCUAAUAGUUGAAAUUAUAUUGAUACUCUUUUGAACUGUUAAGAUUACCUUUACCUCAA